AUGUCAAUGCGAAAUGGAUCUCAAAGGAGAUCAUCACCUAGCAUUGUAGCAAGAUUGAUGGGUCUUGAUGGGAUGCCUCCUCACAUAGAACCCAAACCUUUGGAGAAUCAGCAACGCAGACCAUCUGAUAAAGCUCGUGGGAAACAAACAUAUAGGAGUGGCUCAAUGAAUGAGCAGAGAUUCAAAGACGUCUUUGAAGUCUUGGAUGCAGAUGAAGGGCAGAGCAGUACUAGUUUGUAUCAGAGGAGAAGGCUGAAUCCUAAUCUAAAUGAGGCAGAGAUGGCUUUCAUAGAGGCUAGGCGUCUAUCCAAUGAUGAGAAACUCCGUUACUCUAAAGAGUUUAGUGAGACUCUUGAAGCUCUAGACUCCAACAAGGACCUCUUAUUUCAGUUUCUUCAUCAACCAGAUUCUUUAUUCACAAAAGAGUUUCAUGGUCUUCAUAGCAUAGCACCACAACCACAUUGCAGUCAAGCUACCACUUUGAAGUUCUCCAACAGAGAAAGUCUUGUAAAUAAUAUCAAAGCUCUCAAGGUGGACAGAGAGUUCUCAGGGAAGAGACACAGACCACCUCAAUGGCAUGGUGAUGGUGUUGACCUAUCAAAGAAAAGUGGUUUGAAACCAACCGAGAUUGUUGUUCUGAAACCUAAUCUUGGGAAGCCACAGACUUGUGCUGGAACUCUUCCAUCACAAAGUGAUGAGGCCAGGGAAGAUCUCAGGCUUCCUUGCACCAGCAACCAGGAGUCUAAAGCAUCUGGCAGUUUGAAAGGUAAUGAAGAUGUCUUUCUUUUAAGAAACAAGCCAAGAGAUUCCAGAGAGAUUGCUAGAAUAGUAUCUAGACAGUUGAAAGCAAGUUGUGGCAAUGAGAGUUCCAUAAACUUUGAUAUGUCAAGGUUUAGAGUUUACACAGGAGAUGAAAGCUCAUCAGGGAGUGAUUCUUCAAGAGCAAGAACUGAGUUUACCCGCAAGAAACACAGCCGGUCUGUGUCUUCAAGGUCUCCGGAGUCAGCAAGUAAGGAGGCCAUGAGGAGAAUGUCUGAGAGAUGGAAGCUGGCUCACAAUUCCAAGAAAGAGAUGGAGAUUAGAAGAAGAAACACAUUGGCUGAUAUGCUUGCAACUUCAGAUAGAGAAGCGAGACUAGCAAGUUUUAGUAGAACCACUUUCCAAGAAAGGCUCAGUAAAAGAUUUGAAAGACAGUCUGAGUUGCCAGAUCCGCUUGGGAUAAGUAGUAGAGAUGGUUGGAAAGGCACUGGUAGAAGAAACCUUUCAAAAUCCAGACCAAUCAUGCAUAAGGACAGAACUUGUAGUCACAUGAUUGUGCUUCCUAAGAAGCUAACCACUCGAGAUGGAUUAGUGAAAGGGAGUUCUCUUCACAUCAGGGAAAACAACUCUCAUUUUUCGGAUAUUAGCUCCUCAGAGAUCAACAGACCAAGUUCAAGUAAAAGUCUAAAAACACAGAGAAGCUUAUCAAUUCAUGCAGAUUCAGACACUGAAAGUAGUUCAGACUACGAGGAUGCAAAGAGUAAUCCAUCCUUGGAACCACUUGAUUUGUCAGCAGUUACCUCGUUAACUGACCAUCCUCAGGAGAUUGCAGAGGAAGGAGAUCAACCAAGUCCACAAACUUCUUUGGACAAUGAGUUUUCAUCUAAUUCUGAGUGCUUUGAGAGUCUUAGCGCUGAUCUCCAAGGGCUCAGAAUGAGACUUCAGCUACUCAAACGCGAGUCAGAUACUUACAACGAAGGCGACAUGCUCGUUUCAAGUGAAGAAGAAGAGGAAACAUCCAAAGUAACAGAUGAGACGAUGAUCAUCCAUGAGCUAGUAGAAGACUGGAAGUCUCUAUACUUGACUGAUAUCUUAGCAAACUCCAGGUUCAGUGACUUGAACCCGACAAGCUUCAUGGCCUCAUGGCACUCCUCUGAAUCACCUCUAGAUCCAUCCUUGUUUGAUGAUCUUGAGAAGAAGUACUACUUCGGUCUAAAAACCUCAACCCGGUUAGAAAGAAAGUUCGUUUUUGAUUGGAUCAACAGUGAGAUUCUCGAGUUCUUCGAGCAGUUCACUGAUCUCAAACCAACAAAGAUCAGCCCAAAAUGGGAUAUAAGCAGGAUACAUGAAACUCUGCUAGAGCUUGUCACUAGAAAACACAUGAAACAAAGUAGAGAUACAAAGGAGAUGCUGUUGCCAAGCUUGGAAGAUGGCAUUGAAGUGAUAGGUAAGGAGAUUGAAGAAAUGUUGAUAGAUGAAUUCAUAGCUGAGUUUGUGAUAAGAGUUACAUAA
Molecule: messenger RNA, 2271 nt
Organism: Eruca vesicaria subsp. sativa (arugula)
Lineage: Eukaryota; Viridiplantae; Streptophyta; Magnoliopsida; Brassicales; Brassicaceae
Source: the annotation of a GenBank genome assembly